GCCAGGGUCCGGGGGGGUCUCAAUGGGGCAGGAAUUUGGGAUGCUCCGGGACUCCUCCAGGAGCUGGACAUUCCAGGAGGCCCUUGGGGUGGAGGGGGCUGUCCCGUGUCCCACGGGAAUCCCCCCGGGAAUCCUCACAUCCCGUUUUCCCCCUCCCAGGGCGCCCGAGGAGCCGAUGGAGGAGGAGGAGCCGAUGGCCCAGUGACAGUGGGGACUGUCCCCUGCUCCAGGACCUGCCCUUCCCUCCCGGCUCCCCCUUGGCCUCCUCAUCCUCCCUGCCCCGAACCAUGGAAGGGCCUCCUGGACUCCUGGAAGGGACAAUUCCGGCCGUGUCCUGGGCUGGGGAGUGAGGGAGGAGCAGGAGCUCCCUCCCAGCCCCGGAUUGUGCUCGUGGGGACCCCAAAGCCGGGCCCCAAAAAAACCCUUCUGGCUGAGGGGGCACAUGGAUGCAGAUCCCGGGAUCUCCCACGCCGUGGGAAGGGGUGGAUCCUUCUCCUGGGAUCUCCCUGGCAAUAGGAAGAGGUGGAUCCUUCUCCUGGGAUCUCUCUGGCAAUAGGAAGAGGUGGAUCCUUCUCCUGGGAUCCCCCUGGCCAUGGGAAGGGGUGGAUCCUUCUCCUGGGGAAGGGGUGGAUCCUUCUCCCGGGAUCUCCCUGGCCCUGGGAAGGGGUGGAUCCUUCUCCCAAGAUCUCCCUGGCCCUGGGAAGGGGUGGAUCCUUCUCCCAAGAUCUCCCUGGCCAUGGGAAAGGGUGGAUCCUUGUCCUAGGAUCUCCCUGGCAAUAGGAAGGGGUGGAUCCUUCUCCUGGGAUCUCCCUGGCCCUGGGAAGGGGUGGAUCCUUCUCCCAGGAUCCGUCCCCAGGGAAGGGCUGGCUGUUGGGAUGGGCAGUUGUGGUUCUGCUCCUGGAUCUCCUCUCCAGCCCGGGACGAGCAGGGAUGGGCUCCCUGUGUCUCCUCCAAAGAAUUCCCGGCUCUCCUUCCUCCGGAGCGUGGCAGUGCCAUGGCCACGGGCACGGGGGGGGGGCUUUGGGGACCCCGAGGACCAUCCCCUGCCCACAGGUCACCCCCGUGACCCCCCCAAAAACCUGUGGACCCCAAUUUGCACUAUGGACCUUGACGUGUGCUAAUGUGAACCUGACCUUCUCCUGCCUCUUCCCACGCGGGAAUUCCGGGAUCCGAGCCCUUCCCGGCACCCCGGAGGGACCUGGAGAGAUGGGGACCCCCGAAAUUCCAGCUCAGUUGUCUCCCAGUCACCUCCUCAGCACCCCAAAGGACCUGGAGGGAUGGGGACCCCCUGGAAUUCCAGUUGUCUCCCAGUCACCCCGGAGGACCUGGAGGGACGGGAACCCCCAGAAUUCCAGCCCAGUUGUCUCCCAGUCACCCCCCAGUACCCUGGAGGGACGGGGACCCCCGGAAUUCCAGCUCAGUUGUCUCCCAGUCACUCCCCCAGAACCCAAAGGACCUGGAGGGAUGGGGACCCCCAGAAUUCCAGUUGUCUCCCAGUCACCCCAGAGGACCUGGAGGGACGGGAACCCCCAGAAUUCCAGCCCAGUUGUCUCCCAGUCACCCCCCGCCACGGUCCCAAAAAAAUCCUGCUGGGCUCUGCUGGGGGGGCUCAGCUCCUCCAGGGAUUCCCCAAAUCCCAAAAAUCCAACCCCUGGCUCUGUCCAGGAGCUCACGGGGACAGGGGGAGACCCCCCAAAACUGAGAAUUCCAUCCCCAACUUGCCUUGUUCCCACCUCUCCCACAGCUCCAUGGGGGGCUUUCCGUGUGCCCCCGCCCGUUGUGUCCCAAGGGUUUAUCCCACCGGGAAAUGUCCCUGCUGGGUUUUUUUGGGAAGGGGAUGGGACACAAACCUGGCUGAGCUCAGGGUGGGGGGCAGGAGGAGCUCAGGAGGAGAUUUUUUUUUCGUUUUGUCCAGCGCAGGGAGGAGGAGAUUUUGUAUAAAAAA
Corapipo altera (White-ruffed manakin) is the source of this 1945-nucleotide messenger RNA. Its product is annotated as leucine-rich repeat extensin-like protein 5. The transcript is spliced from 3 exons. The record is from RefSeq and is a predicted model, not a curated record. The coding region runs from base 931 to 1941 and encodes 336 amino acids. NCBI's taxonomy places the organism in Eukaryota, Metazoa, Chordata, Aves, Passeriformes, Pipridae.